GUUCGCUGUACAAGAUGGCGGCGAGUGGGGAGAGGGCGCCCAGUUGGCCAGGUGCUGCCGCCGCGUCGAGUUCGGCGCUAUAGCUAAACUAAAUACGCAGUGUUGUACAUUUAGAACGUUCACAAUGGCUACCGCGAAAGACACGUCUACUUUCUUUCUGGAGGCAGAUGCAAAAGAUUUUGACAGUGUUUUAAAGUUUUACCCUCAAGCGAUUAAAUUAAAAGCUGAAUUGAAAACAAAGAAACCCGAUGAGCUCAUAAAAUUGGACAAUUGGUACCAGAAUGAACUGCCAAAGAAGAUUAAAUCCAGAGGCAAGGACGCGCACAUGAUACACGAGGAGCUUGUACAACUCAUGAAAUGGAAACAAGCGAGAGGAAAAUUUUAUCCACAAUUAUCAUAUUUGAUAAAAGUGAACACGCCGAGGGCUGUGAUGGCAGAGACGAAGAAAGCCUUCCGAAAGUUGCCGAAUAUAGAGUCGGCGAUGGCGGCGUUAAGUAAUUUGAAAGGAGUGGGCACGGCCACGGCUUCAGCAGUGCUGGCAGCGGCCAGCCCAGAUAUAGCUCCCUUCAUGGCUGAUGAAUGCGUGCAGGCGAUCCCUGAGAUGGAGGGUAGCGACUACACUGCCAAGGAAUACCUCAAUUUUGUAACCCAUAUUAGGAAAGUCUGUGAUAGGUUAAAUAAGGAACAAAACGGCUGUGGUAACAAGUUUUCUCCACACAUGGUAGAGCUGGCGAUAUGGACACACCACGUGAUAUCAGAUUUGCAGCCGGAACUGCUUGGCAAGGAACGCAGGACGGUAGCGCCAGCCAAUGGGGGCUCACCCCUACCCAGUGAUGAGAGUAAUCUCGAACCACCUUCCACCAAUGGCAAUGGAAAAUUAGGUGCAGACUCAGUGAAUGAGGACACGACGACGUCGUGCACAGAGGACUCGAUGGAUGCGAAAGCUGCGUCCCCCGCGACCCCCGCCACCCCCGCGUCCCCCUCCGACAACUCCGACUCCGCCUUCAGCACGCCGCGUGCCAAACGGCAAAUGGAGGAAGCGAGCUCAGAAGAGAACUCACUGGGUGACUCAUCAGACGCGGCCGCGUUACCUAUCGCUAAGAAACUUCGAAAAGCUACACACUGACAUCCGCGCACUCCCACCAAGCGACCCUCGUGCGCCUAUAAAUAGCUUUCUAGACUAAAAUAUUGUACCUAGGUAAUUUAUUUUUCAAUUCCGAUUAAUUUUAACUUAGCAUUAAGUUUAAGUACCGGUCGAUUUUGUAAGUUUUAUAGGGUAUCGAUAUUUGGGGCGCGCACCGAGCGGUCGGGCGCGUUCGAGAGUAUGAGAUUGUACAAUAUUUCGAUGUGAGUGUAUCUUCGGAGUGGCCCACGAGGGGGCCUAGCGUUAGGUUUCGUUUGUAAUAAUUUUUAACGUUCGAACGUUCGCAUCCAGCGUGACAUUCCAAUAAUUGUAAAGUUUCGGCGGCGAGGGCGCAGGGCCGUCGCCGCGGAGAGAUCCGGACCAGAUGCCUUGACGAGGCCGCGAGGCCGCCAUUCACACCAUUGCCUUAUGACACAGUCUGCCCGCAGAGUUUAUAUGCAACAAGAUAAUACAAAGGUCGUGUUACCCGGGCGCCGGGCACACGGGCCCACAUGUAGUUUUUAUUGAACAAAUAUAAGAUAUUAAUUUUA
Spodoptera litura is the source of this 1674-nucleotide messenger RNA. RefSeq names its product protein amun (gene Amun). The record is from RefSeq and is a predicted model, not a curated record. Lineage: Eukaryota; Metazoa; Arthropoda; Insecta; Lepidoptera; Noctuidae.